This is a messenger RNA of Plasmopara halstedii, 825 nucleotides long. RefSeq lists its product as uncharacterized. NCBI's taxonomy places the organism in Eukaryota, Oomycota, Peronosporomycetes, Peronosporales, Peronosporaceae. The record is from RefSeq and is a predicted model, not a curated record. Bases 1 to 825 code for a protein of 274 amino acids. The transcript has a single exon.
AUGGCCCGUCGCUGUAUUAUACGCCUCUCUCGACUUUUGCGUCUGAACGUCGUCAUUAGGCAAUUUGAUUCAGCCCAAAAGGCUACUUCAGAUCAAGAAAUUAAAGCAAUGGAUAUGUGCAGCUUAUCAGCUACAAUUACGUCUUGCAUUGGUGGCAAGGAUGAAAAGUUUGCUGUACAAGUGUGUACGACAACACCAAGUAGCGUAUACUUUGUUUACAAGACUAUGGACGAGUUUAUUGCAUUAUGGGAGGCACUUAAAUCCAUUGCACGUGACAUUCAGCGAUAUACUUGCUGUCAAGACGAACACAAUCCAGUUGAGAAUAAGUUGAGCUUAUUCGCUAAAUGGAUAGCAAGUGUUGUCAACAAUUACGCGUUUCGACAGAUCAUCCGAGACUUACGUGCUCAGGAGAAAGAGACGAUGAGCACACUUAACAUGUUUUUGCAAUUUCUCGUGGCACGUCUUUCCGCGUUAUCGAAGGAUAAUGGUAUGCUCGCAUCUCCAAUAGGUUCCCAAUUUGUCACUUUAGUCACCAAGUUUUUUCAACCACAAGUCGCAGCUUUCCUCGUCACCGAGUCGAUUGUUGAAUUGUCUUCAAUGGACACUACAAGUGUUGACCGUAAACGAUCGAUAGAAGAAAUGAGACCGGAAGAUGGCGAGAUGCAGCAGCGUCGAGGUCUCUUUCCUACACAAAGUAGCAGUGAACGAACUGUCAAGACCCAGAAGUUUUGUAUGCGUGAAUGGGUCAUUCCACCCGCUAAUAAAUUGGGCAUGGUGGCUUCCAUGACAUCUCGUCGGCGGGUGUUUGCUGAAGUAGACUUUUAG